CUUCACUUAUCGACAACAGAGCGGAGGCGACACAGCCAUAACGGCACAGAUAUUUUACACUAGCAGGAAUGGCCGAAAAAGGUCCUCCUGGUGUAAAAUUGAUAGAAGUUAAGCCUGUCGCAGAUGACGGGAGAAAACUUCCUCCACUCAAAAGUAAAAACGACAACGCCGUGGAAAAGAAAACCGAAACAGAUCUUAACAAAUCCAGAUUGUUUACCCUCAAGCCACUAGAAAUACCAGAGCAUGGGAGACAACUUGCGGAAAUUGACAGUUCAUUUCGGGAGGUUGAACUGACAUGUGCGCAGCAUGUUAAAGAUCUGCCAAUCGCUAAAGACGAAACAGUCCAAGGCACUAAGGAAAGAGCAAAUGAAGAUGAGAAAGUAAAAGAGCAAAGAAAUGAAAUAACCAAGCUGAAAAGGAAAAUAAUAAAAAAGAACUCAGUUUUACAACUGGAUGUUACAAAGUUGGAUUAUUUAGAAGGAAAUAAUGAUGAGCCCAAGGAUAUCGGAGAACCUGACAGCAGGCAUGGCAAGAAGAAGAGAGCGACAAAGAAGGAAAAGGAAAAGAAAAAGAAGAAGAAAGAAAAGAAGGAACCAGUUGUGCAGGUCAUAGAAGCAACAAGGGAAACAGAGCACGAAAUAAUUGCAGCCCAAGCUCAGAAUGACGAACAAGCAGACGACAAAAAGAAAACGAGAAAGCUUCCCUGUUGUUUCGGUUUCAUUUCGACUUGGAUCGCCAAAAGAAAGCAGAAAAGAAGAGACAAGAAGAAGAAAGCCAUUGCCGACAGAUGUAGCCCGCCAAAACUUGUCCAAUAUGAACACAAGAAGGCAAAAGGAGGCGAAGCUUUCAUCAUUGAGGUUGAUUGUAGACCAAUAAUACAGAAACCACUCCUGCCACCCAUAAAACAGACUGCCGGGCCGAUACGCCGAGGAAUAGAUUUGCGUCUUCGAACUGCCGAGGCAAGAAGAGAGGAUGAAUUAGCCAAGAGACGUGAUGCUGUAAGAAAGUAUGAAAGGAAAAAGAUCGAGUGUAAAGAAAGAAAGGCAGACGCUGACUACCACUUCCGGAAAAAGGCAGGCCUUUCCAUAAGGUACAAGCAGGCCGAUGCUGAAAGGAACCGCAAUAAUCUUAGCCGUCUCGCAACGACCAGACCUACUGCAUCUAUCCAAUCAUCAUCCAGCGAAUCUGUGAUCAUCGAAAGUGACCCAGACGCUUUCAAAGUCGACGAAAUUGAUCCAGACGCUUGGAAAGUCGACGAUGUCGACUGUUUCUCUUACUAAAUUUUUAUGCCGACCGACUGCCUCCUAUAUAUGGUAGACCAUUACAAUAUGCUGGUCACGUGGGCAGGAAGAAAUAUAAUUUUAGAUGAAUUUAACGAAAACUAUUCUUAAAAUAAAGAUUUGUUUUACAAAGUAUAUAAAUUUUUGCAAUAUCUCUUUCGUUUUGAAACAAGUAGUUACUUUGUAAAUUACUUGUAGAUUUUUUUUUCGAGAUUAAAUAUCAUGUUUUCUACAGUCUUUAAAAUCAAUGUUAUUCAAAAAUUUUGGAAAAUCGAAACAAAAUAACCAUUUCCGAUCUACCUGUGUUACCAUGGUAUGGUUAUCAUGGUAAGGUAUGAUUAAUCAACAAAAAUAUUUAAAAAAAAAUAAAUAAAUAAAAAAAAACCCCAUAAAAAUAAAAAAAAAUAAUCCAAUUUCAUCUACCUUCAGGUAUGAUACACACAAAUUAAUACCAAACAUAAUGUUUUUGUGCGCUAAAAACAACACAACUAUGAUAAUUACUUUUUUUACCACUGAUU
This is a messenger RNA of Mercenaria mercenaria, 1798 nucleotides long. Its product is annotated as DNA ligase 1-like. The record is from RefSeq and is a predicted model, not a curated record. The coding region runs from base 69 to 1280 and encodes 403 amino acids. The transcript is spliced from 5 exons. Lineage: Eukaryota; Metazoa; Mollusca; Bivalvia; Venerida; Veneridae.